AAGGAGAAGACUGACCUAAAAUAAACUUAAAAAAGAUAAAAUAAAAUAAAAUAAAAAAGAAGGAGCGAGAGUUAUCUUUGUUGCAGCUGAGUACUGAAGCAAGAGCUUGGCGCCAGGACUUGAAAAAAAAGAGAUUUUGAUGGCAAUUUCCACCUCCUUUGUGCCUGUUGUUUCUUUCAAUUCUGUCUCGUCCUCCCCCUCCUCUUCUUUGCCAUGUCCUUCUCUGAGUUCUUCGAGUGCCCGUUACCGUGGUUUGAUGGUGAGUAAUCAGCGCUUGCGUGGGCGAUUGGUUGUUAACUGCUCAUCUUCUGAAAUGGGUUCCAGUUCUGACUCUGGGAAUGGAAGGUCGUUUAACAGACAUACUCAAAUGCCAUCUAUGGCUCCCUAUGGGGUAACAAUGAAUGGAAAUGGCCAGUCUGGGCCAUCUUAUAAAUGGCAAAGGGUCUUACUUAAAGUAAGCGGGGAAGCACUUGCUGGAGAUCACACGCAGAAUAUUGACCCAAAGGUAACAAUGGAAAUUGCAAGAGAGGUUGCAUCGGUGACUCGCCUUGGCAUUGAGGUUGCCAUUGUGGUUGGUGGGGGAAAUAUCUUCCGUGGAUCUUCAUGGGCGGGAAGCAGCGGUCUUGACCGGUCAUCUGCUGAUUACAUCGGGAUGUUGGCAACUGUCAUGAAUUCAAUAUUUCUUCAAGCAACAAUGGAAAGUAUCGGCAUCCCUACUCGAGUGCAGACUGCAUUUCGUAUGUCUGAGGUUGCAGAGCCUUAUAUACGUCGAAGGGCUGUGAGGCAUUUGGAGAAAGGGAGGGUAGUGAUCUUUGCAGCAGGAACUGGAAAUCCAUUCUUUACCACAGAUACUGCUGCAGCACUUCGUGGUGCAGAAAUCAAUGCAGAGGUUGUGCUGAAAGCUACAAAUGUUGAUGGGGUUUAUGACGAUAAUCCAAGGUGUAACCCAAAUGCCCGACUUCUUGAUAAUCUAACAUAUCAGGAGGUGAUGUCGAAAGAUCUUUCGGUGAUGGACAUGACUGCCAUUACUUUAUGCCAGGAAAACAACAUUCCUGUUGUUGUGUUCAAUCUAAACAAACCGGGUAACAUCUCAAAAGCCAUAAAGGGAGAGAAGGUUGGCACAUUGAUUGGAGCAACACGGAAUUCUACUGUGACGACGACAUGAGGCAUGGUUUUCAUUUUUCCUGGUUGAGGUUAUAUUGAGGAUGGUUUACGGCAUCUUUUCUUUGUUUUUUUUCUUUUUUUCUUUUUUUGUCAAUGGUAUUCAGCGUCUUUAGUGUAAAUAAAUUUUGAAUUUUGUGUUUUAACAAUUUGGAAGUUUCGUAGCAUUGUUAGUUGAUCCAAGUAA
This is a messenger RNA of Prunus avium (sweet cherry), 1348 nucleotides long. Lineage: Eukaryota; Viridiplantae; Streptophyta; Magnoliopsida; Rosales; Rosaceae. The record is from RefSeq and is a predicted model, not a curated record.